UGUGCGCCAAAAAAAGAUCGUGACUGUCAUGUCUGGAAAUUCGUUUGUGGAGCUAUCGCUACUCUGGUAAUAGGCACCCAAGGUUUGAUCACUGAUUUUUGUAAAAAUUACCUGAUAAUUGGCAUCCCUGGUUGAACUAACAUGUUUUGAAAAGUAAACAACGUGUGCUUGAGAAAUUUUCUCGCAGUAUUUUAAAAACAGGAAAUUUAGGAAGUUUUUUUAGUUCCACAGUAUUUCUGUGUGUAUUUCUUCUACAUCAUGCCGUUUAUGAAAGGAAAGGCGCCGGUUAGAAGAUCUAUUCAGUAUCUGAGUGCUGGCCGGUUAGCACUGAAAGAAAAAAUUAAGAUCUUUAGUGUAAAUUACAAUACUUACGGUAGUCAUCAUGAGGGCGCCAGAGAUUUCGUAUUCUGGAACAUUCCCCAGAUACAGUACAAAAAUCCAGAGGUGCAGGUUGUAACGUUCAAAAACAUGACUCCAUCUCCCUUUAUUCGAUGUUAUUUCGAUAAUGGUAAGCAAAUGCUGAUUGACAUCGACAGUAAAGAUCGAAAUGAGAUAAUGCAACAUCUGAUUCGUGUAGUAGGAAAAUCACUUGAAACUCUCGAAGCAGAAUCAAAGUUGGCCCAAAAACAGGACAAUCCUGCAAACUUCGGCGUAGGCUGUAUGAAACAUUGCAUCUGUGAGAUCCCCGGUCAGUUACCCUGUCCCGGUGUUGUUCCGGUACCAAAACAUAUGCGCGGAAAGUAUAUAUAUCAAAUGAAGGAUUAGAACAAUGUUCUAGUUUAUUAACCUUAAAAUUAGUAAAUUAGUCAGUAGUUUAAAUAUAUAUAUUGUAAAAAAAAUCAUUCACUAAUAAACUGCUGAUAGAUGCGUAUAGAAA
This is a messenger RNA of Malaya genurostris, 877 nucleotides long. It is a transcript of the gene mRpS25, whose product is annotated as small ribosomal subunit protein mS25. Gene Ontology annotation, molecular function: structural constituent of ribosome. Gene Ontology annotation, cellular component: mitochondrion. The record is from RefSeq and is a predicted model, not a curated record. The transcript is spliced from 4 exons. The coding region runs from base 259 to 765 and encodes 168 amino acids. Lineage: Eukaryota; Metazoa; Arthropoda; Insecta; Diptera; Culicidae.